This is a messenger RNA of Pundamilia nyererei, 393 nucleotides long. Its product is annotated as cytochrome P450 2J2-like. Gene Ontology annotation, biological process: xenobiotic metabolic process. The record is from RefSeq and is a predicted model, not a curated record. Lineage: Eukaryota; Metazoa; Chordata; Actinopteri; Cichliformes; Cichlidae. The transcript has 4 exons. Gene Ontology annotation, cellular component: cytoplasm; intracellular membrane-bounded organelle. Gene Ontology annotation, molecular function: heme binding; oxidoreductase activity, acting on paired donors, with incorporation or reduction of molecular oxygen, reduced flavin or flavoprotein as one donor, and incorporation of one atom of oxygen; iron ion binding. The coding region runs from base 10 to 393 and encodes 127 amino acids.
UUCAUUAAAAUGAUGCAACUGUUUGAUAAAGGAUUCCAGAUUGAAGGCUCCAUUUGGGGACAGCUCUACAAUGCAUUUCCUGUCCUGAUGAGACGUUUACCAGGUCCACAUCAGAGUGUCGGGCAGAUGUGGAAUGAAGUGAAGGAUUUCAUACGAGUAGAGCUAAAUGAGCACAAGAAGACCUGGGAUCCCUCAGAAACACGUGACUACAUUGAUUGUUACCUCAGUGAGAUUCAAAUGAAUAAGGGGCAGGACGACAACACUUUUGAUGAGGAAAAUCUGGUUAUUUGUGUUUUGGAUCUUUUUGUGGCUGGAUCUGAAACCACAUCCACCACCCUGCGCUGGGCUUUCCUCUACAUGGCAAAAUAUCCUGAGAUUCAGGCCCUUAAAUAG